AAGUCCCUUUCAACUCUUUAGGGUAGGGAAGUGGUCUGAGGUAUCCAUAGCAGGAAUUAUUUAAUAGAAAUUUUCAGUCUUGGAGAUGGAGGGGACUUCCCGAACAAUCUAGUCCAAAUUUUUUGUUGCCAUGGAUCUCUUCUUUAAAUAAAAGCUUCAGAGAGCCCAAAGUCAAACCCUUAUGAAAGCAAGAUUGCUCUUGUUGAAAAAGUGGGGGAGGAGGGGAAAAGAAAUUUAAUUUAUAAAAUUAGAGAAUUUCAAAAGAGUAUCAUGGAAGAAAAUAUUUUUAUUUAUGUUUAUAUCAUAGGCUAAAGCAACAUUGAUCAGAAAAAAAUACAGAUUUUUUUAGUUCAAAUCUAAUAAUACAUUUAACUUAGAAGGAACUUUCGAUCUGUAGGGGCAUUUUCAUUGGGAGACAUGAGAACAGGGAUAUCUUUUAAUGACAUGUAUAUCUUUUAGUGACAAGCAAAGGAGACUUGGAUGAAAACUUUUAAGGGUUACAAGACUGUGCUGGGCUAACUUAAAACAAUGUGUCCUACAGUACCACCAGGUGGCGUCCGCGUUCGGCAUUUUGAGAAUGUCUGGAUUUCUUCCCGCGAGUCACAGGGCCUUGUGCCUUUUCAGGUUUAGAAAAUCUGAUUGGGCUUCACGCUCAAGAAAACACAGUUCUGUGGUUUAACCUCCUUCGCUCUCACUUUCAUUCCAACUGUCGAAGUGCGCUUAACAUCAGCAUUAUUAAGGAGUGUGAAGUUUUCAGAAAGGGGCAAGGGAAAAAAAAAAACUUCUCCAAACAUACUAAAGAAAAGGAAGAGUCUUUCAAGAAGUCUGGUGCAGGAGGAGGAAGGCUGGGCUUUUGAAACUUUAAUUCAGGGUUCACCACUGGAUGAGGAAGCACGGAGUCUCAAGUUUCCUCACUGGUAAAAAUGGCUCUUUGAGCUCUACUAUCUGUGGCAUGCUGAUGCAGGGAAGUUAGACAAACCCCAGCUUCAAUUCUCGAUCCCAGUUAUAACUUUAAAACAGCGAUAUCAUUUGGCAUGGUUACUGAGAUUAAAUAAUUUUCAUAAAUGCUAGUACUGUACGUAAAUGGUCUUCAUUAUUAUUGCCUUUUUUUGGGGGGGGGGAGAACCAGGGAUUGAGGGGCACUCGACCAGAGCCACAUCCCCAGCCAUAUUUUGUAUUUUAUUUAGAGACAGGGUCUCCCUGAGUGACUUAGGGCCUCGCUAAAUUGCUGAAACUGGCUUUGAAUUUAGAUCCUACAGCCUCAGCUUCCCAAGCCGCUGGGAUUACAGGCGUGCGCCACGACGCCCGGCUUUAUUACUGCCUUUUUAUGUCACCAUCUCCCUCCAGACGGCCACUCCAGCAGUUGGGAAGUCUAAACAAUACACAUAUACAUUUAGAAUUCAUAUAUAUUCAUGCAGGAGGUUUUAGCACUCCAGAUUGCAAAGUGCUACUUAAUUGCAGACUGUGAAGGCUGGCUGCACUUUGGAACAGAUACACAGGGUUUCACAAAUCUUCUGCCCGGGCCUUUCUUCCACCCCCUGUCGCGUGCCCCAACCUUGCGCGCAGCAGCCCAAGCUGGCAGCUCAGGACGCGUGCUUCUCGCCUUUAAUCACCAGCUACAGCGCUAGGGACACGGAGAAGCGCCCCGCCCCCGUGCGUCAGAGCGUAGUUGCGCAGAGGCGUUUCCCGGGGCGUGCCUCGGUUGCUAGGCGACCAUGCCGCUCCCCCUCCCGCCCUGGCGCUCCGUCUCCCUCCUCCCGGUCCUGGCUAGUCGCGAGCGAAGGCGCGCGGAGCUGCAGUGUCUGGCAGAGAAUCCCCGGGGAAGCGUCGCUCCCGGGAGGCAGCCUUCACAGCGCAGGUGGACGCGGCCCGCCGAGUCCGCCAACCGCCGCCCCUCCCCCCGCGGGGGGUCCCGAGCUCAAGAUGGGAGGCACUGCUCGCGGGCCGGGCCGGAAGGAUGCGGGUCCGCCCGGGGCCGGGCUCCCUCCCCAGCAGCGAAGAUUGGGGGAUGGUGUCUAUGAUACCUUCAUGAUGAUAGAUGAAACCAAGUGCCCACCCUGUUCUAAUGUACUCUGCAAUCCUUCUGAGCCGCCUCCACCCAGAAGACUGCAUAUCACUACUGAGCAUUUAACAAGAGAGCAUUCUCAGCACUUUAUGAAUGGAGGUGAGAUAAAAGUAGAACAGUUGUUUCAAGAAUUUGGUAGCAGCAAAUCUGGUACUCUUCAGUCAGAUGGCAUCACCGACUCUGAAAAAUGCUCUCCAAUUGUUUCUCAAGGGAAAAGUUCAGAUAGCUUAAAUAUAAUUAAAUCCAGCAGUUCAUCCAAAGCACCCAAAGUGGUACCUCUGACCCCUGAGCAAGCGCUGAAGCAGUACAAACAUCACCUCACUGCUUAUGAGAAGCUGGAAAUCAUCAAUUACCCAGAAAUUUAUUUUGUUGGUCCAAAUGCCAAGAAAAGACAUGGAGUUGUUGGUGGUCCCAAUAAUGGGGGAUAUGAUGAUGCUGAUGGGGCCUAUAUUCAUGUCCCUCGAGACCAUCUAGCUUAUCGGUAUGAGGUGCUGAAAAUUAUUGGCAAGGGGAGUUUUGGGCAAGUAGCUCGGGUCUAUGAUCACAAACUUCGACAGUAUGUGGCCCUGAAAAUGGUGCGCAAUGAAAAGCGCUUUCAUCGUCAAGCAGCUGAGGAGAUCCGGAUUUUAGAGCAUCUUAAAAAACAGGAUAAAACUGGUAGCAUGAAUGUUAUCCACAUGUUGGAAAGUUUCACGUUCCGGAACCAUGUUUGCAUGGCCUUUGAAUUGCUGAGCAUAGACCUUUAUGAGCUAAUUAAAAAAAAUAAGUUUCAAGGCUUUAGUGUCCAGUUGGUACGCAAAUUUGCCCAAUCUAUCUUGCAAUCCUUGGAUGCUCUUCACAAAAAUAAGAUCAUUCACUGUGACCUGAAACCAGAAAACAUUCUUCUGAAACACCACGGGCGCAGUGCAACUAAAGUCAUUGACUUUGGGUCCAGUUGUUUUGAGUACCAGAAACUUUACACAUAUAUCCAGUCUCGUUUCUACAGAGCUCCAGAGAUCAUCUUAGGGUGCCGCUACAGCACGCCUAUUGACAUAUGGAGUUUUGGCUGCAUCCUUGCAGAACUUUUAACAGGACAGCCUCUGUUCCCUGGAGAGGAUGAAGGAGAUCAGUUGGCUUGCAUGAUGGAGCUUCUAGGAAUGCCACCACCAAAACUUUUAGAGCAAUCCAAACGUGCCAAGUACUUUAUUAACUCUAAGGGCCUACCUCGCUACUGCUCUGUGACUACUCAGGCAGAUGGGAGGGUUGUACUUGUGGGGGGUCGCUCACGUAGGGGUAAAAAGCGGGGUCCCCCAGGCAGCAGAGACUGGGGGACAGCACUGAAAGGGUGUGAUGACUACUUGUUUAUAGAAUUCCUGAAAAGAUGUCUUCAUUGGGACCCCUCUGCCCGCCUGACCCCAGCUCAAGCAUUAAGACACCCCUGGAUUAGCAAGUCUGUGCCCAGACCUCUCACCAUUGAAAAGGUGUCAGGGAAACGAGUAGUUAAUCCUACAAAUGCUUUCCAGGGACUGGGUUCCAAGCUGCCUCCAGUUGUUGGAAUUGCCAGUAAGCUUAAAGCUAACUUAAUGUCAGAAACCAGUGGUGGUAUACCUCUGUGCAGCGUGUUGCCAAAACUGAUUAGCUAACGGACAGUUCAGAGAUGCAUAUGUAUGUAUUUUAAUACUUUGCAAACCUGCAAAUGGAAAACAGUGUAAGCCUGUUGGUGGAUAUGUUUUUGUUAGACUAGACUUCUUUUUUUUUUAACAAGACAAAACAUUUUUAUAUGACUAUAAAAGAACUCUUCAAGGGCUAAUUACCUAACCAGCUUGUAUUGGCCAUCUGGAAUAUACAUUAAAUGACUUUUUAUAGGUCAAUGCAUCUUUCUUAUUAUCAUCAGAUGUACUUCAACCUUGUAUAUUUUAUUGGGUUUGAAUCUCUUUCUUCCAAGAUGGAUGGGAUACCAAAAAUAUAUGCUCACUACUCCUAUCUCCCUCAGCAUCUCUUUUGGAGGGAUAAUUGGGAAGUUGUGGUAGUUGUAGAGGAGAUGCAAAGCUAGAUCUCUUGCUCCAGCAGGCCAUUCUGUGGGCUUAUUCUAAGUGAAGGGGCUCACAGCAGAAUAUGAGGUGAGGGAGCACCUCAAAGCUAUUGGUCACCUGUACAAUUGAUGUCACUGUUUUUCACUUCCCAUUAUGCACAGUAUUUUUUAUUUAUGUUAUUAUUGCUAUUAUUUUGCCUCAGCUUUGUUCCUGGACACUUACAGACGUCUCACCACCUUACCAAAAAACCUUGUAGGUUACUGCUGGGGUUUGAAUAAGUCUUCCCCAAAGGCCUGUGUAUUGAAGGCUUGCUUGGUCCCGGCCCUCAGUUCUCUUGGGAUGUAUAGAACCUUUAAGAAGUGGGUCCUAGUGGAAGGUUUUCAAGUCCAUUGGGCACUUGACCUUGAAGGGAAUUGUGGGACCCUUGUUUCUUUCUCUUUCUCUUUGAUUCUCAGGCAUUAGGUGAACGGCUUUGCUCUGCCACCACAAUGUUAUUCCCACCACAAUGGCCACUGCAGACCCAAAGCAAUGAGGCCAAUUGGUCAUGGAGUGGAACCUUCAAACUGUGAGCCAAAAUAAACCUUUUCUCUUUAUAAAAAAUUGAUUUAUCUCAGGUAUUUGUUAUAGUAAUAGAAAGCUGACUCACACAGGGCCCCAUUUUAACACCAAGUCAUAAACAUUAUUUCUCCCCCAUCUCCAAGGAAGAUAAAGCAACUUCUUUGCCCUCAGCUACCUCCAAAUGUUAAAGGUAGAAUCAGCAUGAAAACUGCAAUUUCCUAACUCCUUGGUCAUCUGUGGUCUAGCUGCUUGCUGGAUUUUUGUGGAUUCCUGUCCUUGUGAAACAGACCUCUGUUAGGUAAACUCGCUACGGUUUAAAUGUUUUCCUUCUCUCUUUCCAGCCACGUACCACCUUUAUAUGCCACAUUUUUCCACUUUCAUUUUGAGCUGGGCACCUUCCUAGAUUCUGAGCAGACUUCAGUUAUAUGAUGAAAAUUGUUUAAAAAAUCCAGAAACUUUGAUAAGGCAGUUUCCCCUUUGUUUCUCCUAAUUGCAUAUUCUUCAACAGGCUUUCUUUUUCUCUGCUAAGAUUGAAAGUUAAACAGUGAAGGCUGGUAAUACAACUAAUUGCUGGCCAAAUGGCUUACUGGACUCGGAGAGCUUGUUGGAAGGUUCUAGCAGAAGAGCACAGCUACUCAUAUACCCUUGACUGAAUAAAGGUCUUCCUCUAUCAAGGAACUUUGUCCUCUUUGAGCACACAGCUUUGGGAGAGAUGCUGAUAACCUUUCCCCAAAAAGAAAGAUAUAAGAGAUUGAACAGGUCAACUUAAAGAAGACAUGAGCACAGUAGAUUUCUGGAGCGGUGAGAGAGGACGAGGACAUCUGCCUAGCCAGCCAGAUCAGCUGAGUCAAUGGGGUUACAGAUUUCGCAGCCAGAUCACCCUAAAAUCCCUGAAUGGCUUUCUGGAAAGGUGGAGAACUAAAUAACUCUCUCAGUGCUACUGAUUAUUUUUAUUUUUAUUUUUCCUGUUCAUUCCUCUACUUCUGUGCUCCUCAAGAAUGAAAGUAUCUCCAAGUUCUGUCCUCAGUGUGUGUUCUUUGAGCAUAACAGUUCUCAGAAUGACCUCAUUCAGUUUUUAUUCUAGAAUCUAGUAUCCGAAAACUCCAUGAGAUUGGAAGGAGGCUUCUUUAUUGGAUGACACAGUAACCAGAGGGGAAGAAAAAAUAGCUAUGGGCACAUUAUUUAAGGAACUUUGACCUUAGCCACAUUAUUCCUGGCUGUUUCAAUGCAGAUGUGGACAGUGAGAACAGAGACCUCAGACUCUUCCAAAGAAGGAAGUCUUGAUACUUUUGGUGACUGAAGAGCUGGAUUAUUUAAAAACCUUAAUGAUCAUGUUUACUCCUGGUUUACAGAAGGCAAAGGAAUAGACAACUCCUUUAGAGCCUUCUAACUUCUGCUGAAUUCUCUAACUUGCUGGAGAAGUUGGAGAGUCUCCCGCAUUAUCUAGGCAGAGCAUAUGUUGAGGUUGUUUUGCUCAGUGUUAUCAGAGUGGGAGACCUGCUCUCACAAACAGCUAAAAGGAUUGCUGCCCCAAAUGACGCACAGUAGAUUUCUGUGUUGGAGUUUCUGUGAGCAAUCUCCAUGGUUAGCCAAUGCUGCACCUGAACUUGGGAGAGAAAGGAGCCUCUAUCUGAGACUGGCAUGUGCUCCAUUCUGUGUAGUGAAUGGACUGUGAGGUCACUGAAACUGAGCGGAGGUGAAAGGAUAUAGACAGCCUAUGACACUGUAGAGAAAUUCUAAAAGAUCUGGAAAGGUGAAUGUAUGUGCUUUGGCCUAAAUUUGGCAACCAGGAGAGUGAUGCAGAGCAGAGUCAUUCAAGUUGGCAUGCCUGCCUUCUGCGGGUGGGUUCAAGUUUGGGGAGAGUGGGCUGAUUUAAAAUUUGGUGCUGGCUGUGCAGAUAGAUUUGAGGAGAUUUACGGGUGUGUUAAGUUCAGAACAAGUUGUGGUUUUAGAGGCUGUCACCCUGUGCCCUCUUUUAAAUGUUCACUUGAAUCUCUGCUCAGCCCUAGCAGUGACUGACUGAAUUGGACCAAAGUUCAUGCCGACAUUCAUGCUGUGGCUUACAGUGAGUGACCAGAUUGUUCUUUAGUUGCUAUUGUUCUAGCCAUGUCAGUUAAACAGAUCAAGUGGGUUGACUUACUGAUUUCCAAAAUGGCAAAAUCAACUGAAUUUACAAAUUGUUGUUUACAUAGUAGAAAAGUUAGAUCAGAAUUUUUGUUUUAUUUCAUUUUUAAAAUAAUUUUUUUUUCUUUCAACCUGGGAACUUGGCUAAUCCAGUUAAUACCUGCUCAUAUUAUUACACUGUAUUCCAUCUUCUACCCCCAGUGAUUCAUCUGUUUAUUCCUGUGCUUUCAUGAUUUCUUCUUUAAGAAUGGACAGGCCUAUGUUCUUAUGAUAUUCUGAAUUAACAUAUUUUUUCCUUUUUUUAUGGUACUGGGGAUUGAUCCCACAGCUUGGCACAUGCUAGGGAUGCGCUCUGCUGCUCUUACCAAGCAGCAGAAGGGUGCCUGUUGAUAAUGUGCAGAUCAUGAAAGCUCAUUUCCUUCAUGUACAAGGAGCAUGCUCACGUCUUCUUUAAGUUGACCUGUACAAUCUCUUAUAUCUUUCUUUUUGGGGAAAGUUUAUCAGCUAAGGGUAACAUGAGGCCACUUUCUUCUGGUCCAAGAGCAGACACAAUUACCUUGGAAACAAUGAAAAGAAAAAUGCAGCCAUAACUUGUGAUGAAGGAUUCUGCUUCUGUCCCACAGUGGGUUCUGUGAAAGAAGAGAGUUUAGGCAAGACCUUCUUUCCAAGAAGAAAUUGACUUAAACCAUAUUUGCAUACUUUCUUCUUAGGUGUCAAAGGGUGUUUGGGGUAAAUAGGGUAACUGGCUAAUGCAGCAUGUUAGUUUUAUAAUAUUUAAUCUGUUAAGAAAGGGCUUUAUUGCAUGGUCAGAAACCAGAAAAUUAAAUAACAAAUUUCAACCAUGAAACAGUUUCAUUCUGUAGCAACUGGUUAUGUUAAAAUACCUUUGAUUUUUGUCUAAUUCCCAACUAGACAUAAUUAAAUGCUAAAUUUUAGGUAGCAGCUGAUAAAUGGUUGUAAGCUUUCCAGACAGAGCACUCCUAUUGUUUUAAUGAAUCAUGGAAAACUUUGUCAUUUAUUUUUAAUUCUUUUUUUUUGCAUCUAUUAUUUGAUGUCAUCAGCAUGAGCACGGAAGUUGGAAAGGUGACAAUGAUUGUUCUAGACAGCCUCCAUAUGCUUUUUCUCAUCUGUGAAUUAAGGAUAAGUACUUAUCCUUGAACUAGGCAGGAUUGCCAGCAAAUGUCUUCCUCUGCCUCUUCAGACUCACCGGACAUGAUGAGUCUAUAUACACUGCCUAUACAUAGAGCAACUGCAGACAGCUGUGAUAUGGAAAACUGGAGCCCACAUAAAUAAGAAGUAAGAAAAGGCCAGGGCUUGGCAAGUCAAGGAAGAAUUGUCCUCUGCCAGAGAUCAACCUCCUAAUUUUAAAUCAUGUUUUCAUUAUCCUCAUUUCAUCAUGUCCCUCUUUCAAUUUCAAUCUAUACUUCCUGAAGCCCAAGAAUUUAAAAGAACUUCUGGGCUUGAUGAAGGGUAACCCUUUCCAAGUGUCUGUUGAAUUAGGCCUGCUGAUUUUAAUGAGAAAAUUUUUUGAGUAUCACAGUGAACCCAUCCAUGUAAGGACUAAAAGCUCGCUGGUUCCUGAGAUCCAUAACUCCUGAGAUAAACCAGAGCCACAAAUAUAUUGUCUAGACUUUGACAGAGCUGGAUAUACUUCUUAAUAUAGCUCACCCACUGCUAAGUUGAGCCAAAGCUCUGAUAUUUUUCUAUAACAGGAGAAGCCUGCCUGACGAGAGACUAGAAAGAUUCUUACCUCCUCUGCCACCACACAAAUAGACUAAAGAGAAAGCAGAGCCCCAGAUAAGGCCAAAUGGUGACCUGUGGCUAUUUCAGCUCAGAAUGUCAGCCUCCAAACCAUUAGGUUUAAGUCAUUUUGGUGUCAUGGGAUUCUAUCAUUGUUCAUUUGAGCCUGCUGACACGCUUCCUCUGGAAAGUGCGGCUUAGCAUGGAUGAGUCAGUGUUUUGUUUUGUUUCUUCUUAUUUCAGGAUGUUUGUUUUUAAAAAAUAUAUAAAGGAAUUGUUGUGAGAAUUUUUUUAGCAUCUUGUGAUUGCUUCACAGCCAAGGCAUAGAGCCAUUUCAGCAGGACCUGAGUGCCACACGCUGAAGCCACCCUGUCCCUGAAGCAGGGUGAGAACCAGUCACUCUGGAUAAUUUGGGCUGUGCUGCAGGUACAGACUCUCUGACUUGAUGGGAUGAUGAAGAAAGAACAGUGCUCAACAAAGGCAGUGCUGGGGUGGGGCAGGGAGCAGAGGAGAAGCAGUCUUGCCAGGACUAGGCCAGUGUUCCUUUUAGUGUCCAGAGCUGCUGUCACUAGGCUGGUUUGUGAGCUGUGGCAUUGCUGAGGACAGGAAACUGAGGAAAUGUGUAGAAUUCAGGGAUGAACACCUUCUUGGGAACCCUGGCUGUCAGCAGUCCAUCAGGAAGCCUCACAUAGACUCUCUGGGGUCCAAGCUUGGUUUAGGGAUAAAGCCUCACAAACAGCUUCCUGGAGUACAAUUUAUUUGGGAAGUUUAAGUGUUUUUUAAGGCUCCUGCCUUGGCCUGUGGUAGAACUGAGUAAAUGGAAGGAGAGAGGGAACAAUGUGCUUAGGGGCCUUUGGGCUUCUCUGCUCCAGCCUCUUCUGAUCUGGCCCUGGGCCAUUAUUGCCCUGGCAACAGGAGCUAAUUGGACACUGAACUCAGGGACUGCCUUCUGCCAUCCCUGAAUUGCCCCCCAGGUUCUUGAACAGGCUUUCUGCCUUACAGGAGCUUGGCCAAAGCUAGAAAUGGGCCUUCCCAUAUUCGUAGGAAGCAACUGCAUGUUGGGUAAACUGACUGCUGCUGGUGGAACUAUAAGGCAGGCAGAAUUUAAAAGAAUAUCUAGCCCUCAAUACAGAUGUUAAAAUUAACCCAUGAUCAAGUACACAGCACUGCCAUGACAUUUUUUGCCAUUUAAGACAAAAAACUAUCAGGUUAAAAAAGGCAGUGAAAAGUGCAGUGCUAUAAGAAGGAAUUUGUCAGUCCAAAGGCAAAAAUCGUGAAGUGACUACAGCCUGACCAUGCUGUGAUGCUGACUAAAGACCAAACUUGACCUUACCAUAGCAUAGGCACAGUUUGACAGGUUGGCUUUGUUUUGCAGAGGUCACCUGGCCUACCUUUGCAUCUUUGCUGCUGGUGAACUGAUGUGGAACAGACCCAGGACACCCAGUCUGAACACCGCAGAGGGCGGAGCCCUGGCCCAAGCCCAAUUCACCUCUGCUCUUCUUGAAGCAAAUUCAUACAUGCCUGGUGACGCAUUUAUUCUUACAACAGUGACUUAUGGAGCAUGUUUUAUGUGCCAAGGGAGUACUCCAGUGGUGUUUUUGGAGGUCAGGGAGCAUGGACAGCAUUGUAGACCACAGGUUCAGAAUUUAACAAAAGCUGGGCAAAUGGGUUUAGGGGAAAUUGCCAAGAAGUGACCUACAGGCUGUUCUGAUUUUAAAAUUUGUAUAAAUCUGCAAGUAAGUCAGGUGGAAAAGGGGGAUGGUUUCGAGAGAAUGUUCUGAGUGUGCAGUACAUUCCGGGUUGGGUUCUGAGCUGAAGGGGGAGGAAGAUGGCAGGACUGAGAGCUGAGGUAGACAUGCCAUCCUCUGCUUGGCUCCACUCCCUGUUGCUGACCUUGGAGGGGAGAUAGGCUUCCUCUGAGGUUUCUCUCACCUGGAUUCGGAGCAGGAGUUUGACGUUGCUGCUCCCUCACCAAACUGAUUCUGUCCUCAAUUAGCCAUUGAAAGCAACCAAUAAAGAGGAAUUAACAGUA
Molecule: messenger RNA, 10531 nt
Organism: Ictidomys tridecemlineatus (thirteen-lined ground squirrel)
Lineage: Eukaryota; Metazoa; Chordata; Mammalia; Rodentia; Sciuridae
Source: RefSeq, a predicted model, not a curated record